Molecule: messenger RNA, 1462 nt
Organism: Mugil cephalus (flathead mullet)
Lineage: Eukaryota; Metazoa; Chordata; Actinopteri; Mugiliformes; Mugilidae
Gene: cstpp1
Product: centriolar satellite-associated tubulin polyglutamylase complex regulator 1
Exons: 9
Coding region: 161-1153 (330 amino acids)
Source: RefSeq, a predicted model, not a curated record
GUCGUUUCCAUGGAAACCGCUGCCUCCCUAGGACAGAUGCUAAGAAGAUGAGAGUCAGGACAACCUCAGAAAUGAAAUAAGUACAAUUUACAAGGGUUAACCUCAUCAUAUAUUAUUAUUAUAUUAUAUUAUUCAGUUUGUUAUCGCCCGUUUGACCAGAAUGAACCGGUUUAAUUCCCCCGUCUCCGCUGAGGAGUACCUCGCCGACAGUAACGUGUUGUUCUACCUGAGCGACGCCGUGACUCAGCUGCUGGAACAUAAAGACGAAUACACGCAGUUCGGGGUCGUCCGAUACUUCGCUGAAUACUUCAGCAGCGUGAAGAACAGCAACCACGUCCUCUUCAGGGAGUUCAACUACAUCAGGGCGACUCCUCAUAACCGGGCCUCCUUCAUCAGAGUCUUCUGGAGAUGCUUCAGGCAGAUUGGAAAGAGUGGAGACCUGCUGUCCAUGCUGGAGUACAGGUCUCUGCUGCAGCUGCUGUGUCCAGACUUCCCGGUGGAGACGGUGCAGAGUGCAGCCAGAAUCGUUCUGAUGGACGACGCCAUCGACUGUCUCAUGUCUUUCUCUGACUUCAUCUACGCCUUCCAGCUGCAGUUCUAUUACCAAGAGUUCCUGGACAACGUGUUGAUGAUCUACCAGGACCUGUUGGCGGGGAAGAGUCCCAACACCGUCAUCGUCCCCACGUCCACCUCCAUCGAGCAGCUCCCCUCGGUGGCGGCGGAGGAGAACGACAAGGAGGAGCAGGACGGGGUGGAGGCGUCCACGCUGGCUCAGUGUGUGGACGCCCUGUGUGACCGCUUCAAACACAGCCACCCUCCCAGGUCGUGUUUGAAGGACGUCCUGGACCAGAUGGACAGAGUCUCUUACUACGGUCUCCUCAUGAGUCUGACCAAACACGACACCAUCAACCAAACAAUAGGAGCGUUGCCCAGUAAAGCCGAGCUCCUCGUUGACCCUGAGAUGGACCAGGAGCUGGACAAACUAAUCGCUCAGAUCUCCGUGAGCCCCGGCAGCAACAGCAGCGGCAGCGCGGUGGGGGGGCUGAAGGAGGUGCAGAGGAAGGCCUCCCCCAGGAGGAACAUCCACCACAGGAGGAGGAUGGAGGUGGAGAGCGACGGCUCCACAGAGGAGACCGACUCCUCUGAAAACUGACCUGUGACCUCCUCCUCCACCGUUAAUCACGUCUCCACCAGUUUGACCAACUUAACUUAAAACAUGUCGGUGCUUUAGUUUCUGGACCCUCAACCAUCAGUUCAUUUUAUCUCUUGUGAUCUUAGUGACAAAAUCUGCUAGAAAAACUGAACUGGUUCAUAUUUGUUUCUGCAUAAAUUUCUUAAACGAGACUUGUGCAGUUUUUUUGGAUGUGGACAUUUUUGUCUUUAAUGGAGGAAAACAAAAAGACAAAAGUGUCCAUUCAUGAUGUCUGAGGGUUAAAAGCUGUUUCUGAUCAGAGGUAUUACU